Messenger RNA from Bactrocera dorsalis (oriental fruit fly), 11070 nucleotides. It is a transcript of the gene nonC, whose product is annotated as serine/threonine-protein kinase Smg1. Gene Ontology annotation, biological process: phosphorylation; TOR signaling; negative regulation of macroautophagy. Gene Ontology annotation, cellular component: TORC1 complex; TORC2 complex; nucleus. The record is from RefSeq and is a predicted model, not a curated record. The transcript is spliced from 10 exons. NCBI's taxonomy places the organism in Eukaryota, Metazoa, Arthropoda, Insecta, Diptera, Tephritidae. Gene Ontology annotation, molecular function: protein binding; protein serine/threonine kinase activity. Bases 131 to 10072 code for a protein of 3313 amino acids.
AUGUUUCGCAUUUGUUGUUUUCGUGGCCUUAUCUUGAACUGUCUUUUACAUUGGUGUGAUUUUCUGCGAAAUAAAUUGGAGCUAUUAUAUUAGUAACUGUAAAUUUCAUAAAAAAUAAGUAUUUAAACGGAUGAGUGAUGAGCGUAGAAUGCAGGAUGUUCGAUUGGGAGGUUCGGUCAACAACGUGCGGACACAGCCCCAACAUAAUCAUUUGCCAUUGGGCGAAAAGAUGCCUACAGCAAAGAUGCCCUCACUUAUUGUUUCACAUAUGUACGGGGAAGACAUGAAAAUAUCGAAAAUAUUGCGGCGUCUGCAAUCGGAAAACAAUGCGACAGCUGCAUUGGAACUUUGCAACAAGUUGGAAAUAGGUGUGCGGGCGCAACCAAAUGCGACAUACAUAUGCCGUAGCUUCGAUUUACUAAUGGAAAAUAUGAUUACCGUGUUGAAACAAUGUCCGGAAGAGUGUUUGGAAAAAGCAAGCACAAUAAUGGGACUGAUGGGCUAUAUUAAUCGCAAUGAUUUCCCAGUCUACAAAAAUUACGUGAUUAAAGCGUACCAAUCGUGUAAAUCGAUACGAAAAUACGUGAUGCUUGCGUUGAAAACCACAUUCAGUUGCGAUGCAGUUAAUUUGGAUUUAAGUGUGUACACCGAACGCUUACUGGCAGUGCUAAAAGACUACUUGGAAAAUGCUGAAAUAGCCGAAAUCUUUAUAGCCGUCAGUGAGACAAUUACAGAAUUUUCAAAACAUUACAAGCGUGCUUUCGAAGUACAUUUCAUGGAUAUUGUCGACAUUAUUGUCGGAUGGCAUUUAGAGGUCGAACAGCCGGCUAACCUUAAAUUACACUGUUCCGUUGCAUUACAACAAUUUGCGCCAUACUUUCUUAAAGAAUUGGAUUUUACAUUUCGGCUAUUGGGACAAUUUUUAGAGGACAUCGUGGCAUUGGGUGAUGAAAUUUCGCAUGCGCCAUCACCAACAGACUCGCUAAGUGGCGAGGUAGACGCAAAAAAUCAACAAAACAAAGUAGAACUGCGUAUCGGUUGCUUUAUUGGUGCAUUCAACUCAAUUUUGAAAACCUUAGCGAAUCGUGUCGAAUUUGUGGGCAUGAUUGUGGGACAUAGUAUUGUGAAUGAAGCGGCAAUGACAAUAUCCAAAACAGCUGAACAAACACUAACAAUGACUUUAGCAAGUGAAGAUACCAUAAUGAAUAUUAAUGACUUUUUCUGUCUACUCUAUACGAACAGUUACGAUAUUAUUAAUAUGGUGAAUAUAGAAGAGUUAAUAGCGCUACAAAUGAAACAACUGAAUUUCUUUAGUGAUGCACCUAAGCAAAGCUUACUUUACCUGAUACUUUGCGUGUUUCGGCAGCUGCGCACACAACUGCCACUAUCCACCGUCACUUUGGUGUUUGAAACCACACACAAUCCGCUGGCCACUAUCAAAUUCACCAAUAACGACAAGCUGCGUCGCCUCUUCCUGAAGGUGUACCACGAAAUUUUAAUGAUAAAAAAUGUGCCAUUACUGCAGGAGACCUAUCGCCAUGUGACCGCCGAUAUGUAUAACGCAAUAGCCACGCUAGAAGCAUAUGACGACGAUACCGCUACUGGUCAAAUCAGUAAAGUGUUGCGCGCUGAGGCAACACUUAAUUUCUAUCUGACCGCUUUAUCGGCCUUGGCCACACAAACAUCGUCCAUCAUCAGCAUGUACGCACUAUAUCCUUCGAUUUUGGAACUAUUAAUUACGAAUUGCAAGGCGGGUGCUACACACUUGUGGCUACGCCAUCCAACAUUGCAUAACGCGUUGCUCAGUGUGCUUGUCGUGCACUGCCAGAAGAAUCACAAUUUUCGGCCGACAUCGCGUUUGCUUCGGGAACCACUUUUUGCGCCGAAACACGCUUUAGACGAAAACAACUCACCCACAUCAGAGAAUUUCAGUUUGAUAUUACAAUUUCUCGCUGGCAUUUUGAGCGCUGCGAAUGAUUUAAACGUGACUAAUCUGAAUUUGUUGCUCGACUGGGUGAGCUGCAUACUCACCGAGUGCCGUGAAAAUGCCGCUGUGCUACAACAACACGCCAACUUCAUCACCAUUUGCAAGUCCAUAAGUCAAGCCGUGUUCGCGUCCGCGCUCAAAUGCGCCAAAUGCAUGGAAAUCGUGCUCGACUAUGCCACAGUCAAUGCCGAAGUCUUGGCCUAUUUCCGCCAAGCCGCUGUAAUUAUGCUGGACGCGAACGAUGCCUGCGUACGUAGCGCGUUUACCAGCAUACUUGGAAAGUUGCCGCUCACCAUCUGUCUAACGUCUGAUGUCAUAAGCAGUGACAUUGGUGUGCGCAAAUCAGAACUCAACGAUCUAAUGCAGUGGUAUCGCUCCACCGCAUACAAUGCGCCGUUGCGAAACAAGUACUUCAAACCGUUUCUGGAGCGCCUCGAAAGCGACACCACCUGUGGUGAAUACGAACCGCUCUGUCAAUAUGCCGCUGAAGUCUUCGCCAAGUGUUGGGUGGCGCGUUCACGCGAGAACUGCGCGUCCUACGAGUCCGCAGCCAGACGUAGUUGUAGCGCGUUAGCGCUAUGGUUAGAGUACGAAGCGGCGCGCCAGUGUGUACGCAAUAAGUUACGCACUACGAUAGGUAAACCACAGGAGACCUUCCUCGCCAUAGAGGCCGUCAUCUCAAAGUAUGCGCGUAUAUUGUCUACAAAAAGUGGUUUGGCAAACGUUUGCACGGCGCGCAAAGUGACGCUGCCGCAUUUGAUGUCACUACAACGUAAUACACGCCUGCUGCUCGGCUUUAUCGAUAGUUUGGAGAAGCAUAUCUAUAAUGCGGCUGAAGGUACCGCUUUCGCCAUACCGGCGCUUGAGAAACCCAUCAAAACAUUCUUCCGCAUCAACGCGCACACUUGCAAUGAGUGGCUGAAUCGCAUACGACCGAGCGUUAAUCUGAUUGCAAUGCACAGCAUGAUGCCGGAACUGGUCAUACGCAAUGCGGAGGUCAUACUGCGCAUAGAUAAACUGAGCGACGUGCAGUUGGAUCAUACUGUAAUCAUGCUAGUGUGGGCAUUACUCUGCGCGGACGAGUCUUGCACGCUGCAAGGUCUCUAUAUAUGGCUGAAAACGAAGCAUCCAAAAGCCGCUAAGCGCUGCGUCUGGAUUUUGUAUGCUGCCGAGCAAGCUGCCGGUCAUAAAGAACAAGCCGCCGACAGCUAUGAAGCGUUUCUAGCCGAACACGAGUCGAGUUUGGAUGCGCGCAGCAAAGAAUUUGUUGUUGACCAGUUGAUUUACUGCUUGUACUACACCAGUCAGUGGACGCGUUGUCGUCGCAUACAUGCGCGUUAUAAAAACGGCGAAAAGCCAGACGACUUACACUACGAAUUAGCCGAGGCGCUCGUGGAUGAUUACGAGAGUGAGGCCAGUCGUAGUGACGCGCUGCAGAACGCUAUCAUGGAUUUGACAAGUUGGUCGCCAAACACCAGUGCGGACAGUGAAACCUCCGCGCCGGCGCCCGAAACAUUUUCCUACUACCACAUUACGCAGCAACUACAAGACGCUUGCGUUGCGCAUGCAUUUAAAUGGGACGCGAUGUCGACGCCGCCGCUUAGCGAAGACGUGCAAGCGUGUAUACGCAGCGGUGUGCAAGAGUUACCCUAUCACAGUCGCAUGCGCGUGGGUGAGCAUCGCAACGCGCUCACCGAUAUGCUCAUACUCAAUCAUGUGGCGCAAAAGUUGACCUGCGCGCAGAGCAUGUACGCCGAGCGCAUGCAUGAUAUGCGCAAUACGAACGAUACAGAGAAAUCAACAUUUCUACUGAAAUCCUUAAUGUGGACGCUCUUGUUCGAGCAGCGCUUGGGCGCGUCGGCUGAUGCUGCGCGUCAUUAUGCGCUGUACUUGGACGUAUCGAAUAGCGCGCGUCGCGAAGGCAACGGCACCUUUUGUCGCGCUAUGCUGCAGCGCUUUUUCCGCCUGAAAGGCUUUGAUGAAUCGCUCUCGGAAGUGGCGCGCAUGUUGCGUGAGAAUGAGUACACCGUGAGCGUACAUGAUGCGGAUUUGGUGCGCGGCUUUAGCGAGUUAGCGAAAUGUUCCUACGUCAAUUCGGCCAAUCAAAUGAAUGCCAUCAGCUUGGGCGCUGCCUACUGUACACAAAUCAUACAACAAGUGCAAGAACAACCGCACGCCACAUAUCCACCGAGCAGCGCUGACAUGCUUCUCACAUUAGCCGAUUGGUUGUCGCCGCGCGUCACGGGCGCUACAACUGGUCACAACGCGAGCGGCCCACCGGUGCCCAAUAACAAUGUGAACGCCGCCUUGGCUUUGACGGAAAUGCAAGAAUUGUUGCAACAUCUGCCCGACGUGACGGUGCAUUUGGUGAAAGAGAGCGCCGACGACGCGGUUACUACGCUCAUACCGCCAGCGGAGAAAGCCAUCGGCAAGCUCAUCAACGCCAGCAUCUGUCAGUCGAGCAAUUCGAGCGAUGCCUGGUUCGCCUACGGCAAUUGGUGCUAUCGCUGGGGCAAACGUCUGAUGGAAGCUAAGAAUACGACGGAAAUGAAAAGCGGUCUGCCGCAACGCGAUAUGCAAGCGAUACGCGAAGUGCUGGGCGGCAGCGUCAGCGAUGAGGCCAUCAACCAGGUGGUGAGCGUGCUGAAUGGUCAGCAGUUGAGCAAUAUCGAUGCAGAGGAAGAUAUCGAAAAGAGUGAGCUCAGUUCCAGCGAACUAAUUGAGCAGGCGUUGCGUCGCGUCGACAUUUUAGCCGAUAAGCCAUCGGAGCAAAUAGCGAGCAUCAUAAAGAUAUGGCGGCAGGCACAUCGCAGCGUCUAUGUGUACUAUGAAAUGGCAACGAAAGCUUAUUUCAAUUAUCUAUCCAUCGGCGCGUCGCAAUUAGAGGCGAAGAACACGCUGAGCGAUUGUACGCCCGUCACCGUUACGUUGCGCUUGCUGCGUUUGAUUGUCAAAUAUGCCGCGGGCCUGCAGGAUGUGCUGGAGGAGGGUUUGCGCACCACACCGCUGCGUCCCUGGAAGGUCAUCAUACCGCAACUCUUCAGUCGGCUCAAUCAUCAUGAGCCAUAUGUGCGUAAGAGCGUCGCGGAUCUACUCUGCCGUUUAGCGGAGGAUCGUCCGCAUUUGAUUAUAUUCCCUGCCGUGGUGGGCGCGCAUCAGGAAUCGAAAGAGUCUACGCCACCGUGCCUUGGCAAUACGUUGAAGGACGCUAACGCCAGCAACAAUAAAGAGCAAAAGUCUAGUACGCAGCUGUCGAACUGUUUCCGUUCGUUGUUGCAAACGCUGUCACAGCAGGCGCCAGACACUGUUGCGCAUGUGCAGCUGCUGGUGAAGGAAUUGAAGCGCGUGACACUAUUAUGGGAGGAAUACUGGGUGCAUUCGCUCUCACAAUUGUACAGUGAGUAUGCGGCACUGUUCAAUGCGCUGGAAGCGGAAUUGAAGAAGGCCGGCGGUACAGCGUCAGAGAAAAUAAUCGCAAAGUACGCGACUUUGAUGAAUCACGUGGUCUUUGAUAUGCAGCGCAUUGCCGCGGUCACCUCAAAAUCAGCUGACACCAAUUAUGAGCGUAAUUUCCAAGAGCGCUACAGCGCGCUCAUCGCCAGCACGAUAAAUGAGUUGAAUCAGCCCUUCAAUCCGGCCAAACCGUUCGACGGCUGGAUGCGCAUUAAGCAGUUGUAUGGUGUUUUCCAGCAGCGCUCGCUGCGCGGCUGCGCGUCCACACUUAAAAUCGCCGAUCUCAGUCCGGUGUUGGAGAAUAUGCGCAAUACGGCCAUAUCCAUGCCGGGCGUCGACACCUACGCCAAGGAACCGGUCUACAUAAAGUCGGUGGACAGCGCGGUUCAUAUUUUGCCAACCAAAACGAAGCCGAAAAAGUUGGCUUUUUACGGCAGCGACGGACGCAAGUACACCUAUCUAUUUAAGGGCUUGGAAGAUUUGCAUUUGGACGAGCGCAUAAUGCAGUUCCUUUCGAUCUCGAAUUCGAUGAUGGCGCGCGCCAAUAUGGGCGUGGACUCAUUGCAGCGCGCACGCGCAUUCAAAGCACACCACUACUCCGUCAUACCGCUUGGCUCACAAUCCGGUCUGAUCAGUUGGGUUGAUGGUGUGACGCCGCUCUUUGCCAUCUAUAAGAAGUGGCAACAGCGUGAUGCUGCCUUAAAACAACAACAAAAGGAGCGUCAAAAUACACAACAAGCUGGUGUGCAAUCAACGGAAGUCGCACCAGCUGCCACGCGUCCGUCAGAGCUGUUCUACAGCAAAUUGACGCCGUUGUUGGCGGAGCAAGGCAUGAAAAUCACCGAUCCACGUAAACAAUGGCCACUGGCCACAUUGCGGCGCGUGCUGGAGGAGUUAAUCAAGGAGACGCCGCGUGAUUUGCUCGCUAAAGAGUUGUGGUGCUUCGCGAAUACGGCGGCUGAUUGGCGCGCCUCGGUGCGCAAUUACUCGCGCUCCAUGUCGGUAAUGUCCGUUAUCGGCUAUGUGAUCGGGCUGGGCGAUCGCCACUUGGACAAUGUGCUGAUCAAUUUGACUACGGGCGAAAUCGUGCAUAUCGAUUAUAAUGUAUGCUUCGAGAAGGGUAAAACACUGCGUGUGCCCGAGAAGGUGCCCUUCCGCAUGACACCCAAUUUGGAGGAAGCCUUGGGUAUAACAGGUAUUGAGGGCACAUACCGCCUGGGCUGUGAGCAUGUGUUGAAAAUAUUGCGUAAAGAGCGUGAAACAUUACUCACACUGCUGGAGGCAUUCGUUUAUGAUCCCCUAGUUGAUUGGACGGUAAGUGACGAUGGCACCACGACCGUAGCACGCGCCACCUCAGCGCACGCAGCCGCUUUGAGUUUGAAUGCAUUGGACGCAGUGGCGACCGGCGUACAAAAGGAGGGUAACACGAAAUCCAAUGGACCCACAGACGAAGCAACACAGCGCAAACCGACUUGGGAAUACACACGGCAGUCGCUCGAAGUGCGGCUGCACGAACUCAAACCAUUUUGGACACAAUACAGAGACGAUCUGCAGACGCGUUUGUCAGAGAUCGAGGGUGCGCUCGAUCAUUUAAUCGAACUGCAAGCCGAGAUACGUCGAGAAGAGCAAGAACGCGAUCGCAUUACCAAACAAUCGGCAAUGAUACGCGAAUUGCAAGCACUCGGCACAGCGAUGGGUAGUCACGCGCUAAACACGAUUACCGAUCGUUACAACAGCUGUAAGCGUGACGAAAGUGCGCUCAAUCUGAUGAAGGAGAAUGUGCAAAAAUAUCAGACGGACACCCAUGCUAUACUGACUAUAUAUUUCGAACAAUUGCUACCCACCUCUGCCACACGCGAAUUGUCAACAUUGCAAUUGCAACUGUGUGAUCUACAACAAAAUGUAGCAACAAAUGAAUUCGAAUUGCUACACACCCUGCUCGAGCAGAGCGGCCAGGAGCAACUGUAUGCACAGUGUGAUUUCACACGCAAGGAAAUGGAUAAUACACUCUAUCAGCAGUGCCGUUGCGCCCUGGAAUGCAUUGAUCUGUUGCAACAAUAUAUUGGCGUGAUGCAAUUUUAUCCACGCUCACGUCUGUUGGAAAAUCAUUUGCUCAAAUACGAGAAAGCUUACCGUGAGCUCUUGAGCGGAGAGCUCAGCGUAAGCGAGUUGCAGCAGCAAAUUGAGCAGUGGCAAGAGAGCGCACCGUCCAUAUCGACGGAUGGUGCGAAGUCCGAAGCCAUGCAGUAUGCAGCUGGUUUGGAGAAAGUGUGGAUUGAGGCGAAUAUGGAAUUGGCCACCGCCAUUAGUGAUUUGAAUGAGCAGUCGAAUCAAGUGUCAAUUUUGUUUGAUGGCGCUGUUGCCACAAUACACACUUUCAUCGCCUUAGAUCCGGACACGCACACACAAGCGCUGCAAUCCUGCAUGCUUGAAACGCUAUCGAAAGCAACUGAUUCCUUCCUGAUCUUCGAAGAGUGUGCUUUGGAUACACAAGAUUACUAUCUGCUCAAUCAACAAUUGAAUUUCCUGGAAAUGCUACAACAACUGUGUCAAGUGGCCUUCCCAGAUGCCGAUCAACAUUAUUACGAUAAUUUACUCACACUCGCCGAAACGCUGCAAUCGUUGCAUAAUUUGAAAACAGCUUUUCAACAAUCGUUGCCCGAACGCAUCGUGCGCCUAUACAUGCAGGACAACGACGAUGAAGUGCAAGCAGCUUUGGCAGAAAUUUGUGCACAUGCGCCGAACCCUGCCGACUCACCGCAACGCAUGCAUAGCGGCAGCGCCGAGGUGACGCUGCUUUUCAAUGAAAUUUACGCGCUCUUCGAUGAUUUCGAAACACGCGUCAAGCUAUUAAGACCCACUGUGGAAAUAAUUUUGGAGCGAAUGGGCGAAUCCAAUUUCAAGCAAUUCGUGGAAUCCCGCUUCUUUGCCAACGCCACAGCAACGAUCGAUAGCAGCUUAAAAUAUGAAGUAAUCGCCAAUACUUUCCGUUCGGCACGUGAUAAUGUCAAAGCAUUGCUACACAACGACACACAACAAAUAUACGAUGUGCGUCGCUUUUCAGCAUCCAUUAACGAGUACAUGAACACUAUGCAGCACACAAUACUCGCUGGCCUGCCAUCACUUUUCGCGCAUAUGCUACACGGCCGUUUGACCACGCUCGCCGCUCAAUAUCCGAAUUUGCGUUGCUUGGAGGCUGCUACACUGUUGAAUGCCGAGGGUUUAUGCCAGAAUCUGUUGCAUGCCUUACAGCAAGGUUUCAGCGGCAAGAACUAUCAAAUGCAAGUGCUCCUCCAUACCAAAUGGGCUGAACAUUGCGCGCUCGUCGGCAGCGCACACUUUUGGUUGAAUGAAGCGGCGCUGCAGCAGUCCGAUACACAGUUGAUGUAUGGUUUUCCGAAGGAAAAACUGCUGAAAUCAGUGCAAGCUUGCAGUCAGUCAUUGAGCGCUUGGAAGCACACAAUGAUUAAGAUACACGAAGAUGUGGAUAAGUAUACGGCUGCCGUGACGCAGCAGCUGAACUGGGCAUUGCAAUCGAAUGGCAGUUUGCUGUCAGUGCAAGCCGACUUUAUGGAAUGUGUAAAGGCACAGCUGCUGCGCUACAACAGCCUGUUGCAAUCGGCUACACAGAUAUACGAUUAUGCCAAUGCUCUGUUGCAAUACGAAUUGCUGCAGAGCAAGGACAAUCGCAUACAGGCUGAUAAUGCAUUUCUCGCUGUGCUGCAACAGUGGCAGGACGCUGUGGCCUCAGUGCAGCAGAGUAACGCAAGUAUUACGCCGAUUGAGCAAUCGAUUGUGCAGCUCUUGGAUCCGGAGGGUAAAGUGGAUCAGUGUUGGAUAGAGAAUAUUGCCGGUUUGCUGGAUGAAAUGACGUUCGCUUCACAGCGCAAACUGGCCACAUUGGAGCAUGAGCAAGAUGCUCUGAAAGAGGGACUUUUCGAACAAGGACAACAGAUGCUGCCCUUGAUCGACCCCCAAAUACGCAGCGAAGUGCGUCACAUCUUUAAAGCGAUCACCAAAAAUGAUCGAAAUGCACGCGCCACUGCAGCUGCUGAAAGAAUUGGCUCUGUUGCGCAUGCGCGAGAUCUACAACACGCGCUACGCUUAUUCCACAAUAAAUUAUCGGAGCUGCAGAUGCAAUUAAUUGCGCGUAACACCGCCGACACCACGCCCACGGAGUUGAAGACCAAAGUACACGAGCUGCUUGCGAGCCACGAACAAAACUACACUGGAUUACUGGAGUUGGCGCAACGUUUCAGCAGCGAAGAGAGGGAAGGUGCGUCGUCGAGUAGUAGGACUUCGGAUUCGCCUUUGCGCAACAAAGGCAGCUAUGCGGCGGCUUUGGAGGGUACACAAAAAUCUACAGGUAACAAAGACGAAGCCACGGCCACGUCAGCGGUGGAUGACGGUGCUGUUGAUAAGAAAGCUGGCACUGCCAACAAUCCGGGCGAGCAGAAACGCAACGCUUACGCCGUGUCCGUUUGGAAGCGUGUACGCAUGAAGCUGGAAGGUCGCGAUCCAGACUCAAAUCGACGCUGUACAAUUGCCGAGCAAGUUGACUACAUCUUACGCGAGGCAAUGAAUCCCGACAAUCUAGCUGUGCUCUACGAAGGCUGGACUCCUUGGGUUUAAAUGCUUAACGAAACGGCUUCGUAUGUGGGGAAGCCUUAACCUAACUCAAUUCAGCAGUAGCAGCAGCAGCAGCAACAGCUACGGCAACGGCAACAGUCAAUGCAGUGAACAGGAACAGUUAGCGGAGAGUAGAGAAACAGUGGGAAGAUGGAGCGCGGCAGGACGACCAAGACGACCAGUUGGAGGAUACAGCAUUAUGAUCAACCGUUACAUACCAACCUACGAUACUUAAUAUAUAUAAUCAUAUAUAAAUAUAUAUAUAUAGACACAACAAUCAUCAUUAAUAUCAGCGAGCAACGUCUAAGGGGUAACCUGCGUGAGCAGCUAUUAGCUGGAAAUUUGUCCAUAUAAGGAAGCAGGAAGUAUGGGCGUCGACAACACUGUGGCAGCACCUACUCGCCUAUAUUAUAACAACAACAACAAGAAAAAUACGAUCAAAACAUCUUCGGUAUAGCUGGCUUAGACGUUGGACGGAUUGUUUGUUGGGAUGCUGGAGGGGGUUGUUUUGAAAAUUAGAAUUCAGUCGGUGUUUUGAGCGUGCGUGCGCUCGAUAAAUAACCGUUUCACCUUGCUGCCAUGCGCCACACUACAAGCUGCGGUUUAUGGCGGGCGGUGCUUCUGUGUGUGUGAAUGUGUACGUGAAGGGAGUAGUUGGCCGUCAUACAUGGUGGUGGUGGUGUGUGGUUGUUUCGGGGGGAAGGUGUACGGUGUAUGGUUUUUGUGUACGCACGUCGUCUUUGCAGGCUGAAUUUUUAUUUCUAGAUUACAUUACUAUAAAAUUUUAAUAUAUAAACAUAUAUUUUUUUCGUUUUCAAUUAUGAUUUCACUAUAAAUUUCUAAUUUAAUUUGUCAGUACGCCUGUAGCAUGUAGUCUCUAUGGUCAGAGAUUUACAACAACAUCCAUAGAAAACUAUUUGGUGACCUAAUAUUAAGUUGGCCGUGAAAUAAUAAAAAUAAAAAAGCUAUACAAUACAUGUAACUGCUUCGUCGAUAUAGAA